This is a messenger RNA of Drepanopeziza brunnea f. sp. 'multigermtubi' MB_m1, 1395 nucleotides long. RefSeq lists its product as uncharacterized. Gene Ontology annotation, cellular component: Golgi apparatus. The record is from RefSeq and is a predicted model, not a curated record. NCBI's taxonomy places the organism in Eukaryota, Fungi, Ascomycota, Leotiomycetes, Helotiales, Drepanopezizaceae. Gene Ontology annotation, molecular function: antiporter activity.
AUGGAUCCCGUCGCGAGGAGAGCUUUCUCAGAUUCAGCAUGUAUCGGACUAGAGACUGAAUUUCCGCGACAUUCGGAGUCACUCGACGUAAGGCUGGUCGAUGUAGCCUCCAGGUCGCAACUCUCAGGCACGGCUUUUUAUGAUGCGCAUGAUGUUGAGGCUGGCUAUGAUCCAAAAGAAACAUUACUGUUCCAUGAGACGGAUCUCGAGGCACAGAAAUCGGAUUUAGAUCUCGCGUCGAAAGCGGCUCCUCUGGAAUACACAAUUCCUCUGCGUACGAAGCUCUUCUACCUUGGGACAUACCUACUCUUAAACUUGUCCCUGACGAUUCACAGCAAGUUGCUGCUGGGAGAGUUCAAUUGCCCAUUCCUCUUGACUGCUUUCCAUACUGGAAUGACAUCCGUUGGAUGUUAUAUUCUCAUGGUUCGUGGAUAUAUCAAACCAACAAUUCUGUCGACCCAAGACAAUCGAGUGAUCGUGGCGUUCUCGGUGUUGUGCACUAUCAACAUAGCGAUAUCAAACGUCUCGCUAGGCUUGGUAUCCGUAUCUUUCCAUCAAAUUGUCCGUUCAACGGCCCCAGUCUGUACCAUCCUCAUCUACAAACUCUACUUUGGCCGCACCUACUCCCUCCCGACGUAUCUAUCCUGCAUCCCAAUCAUCACCGGUGUCUCCAUGGUCGCCUACGGCGAAUUCGACUUCACCGCCUGGGGUUUCACCCUCACCAUCUCCGGGGUCCUCCUCGCCGCCCUGAAGACCAUCCUUUCCAAUCGGCUCAUGACAGGCAACCUCUCCCUCCCGCCGCUCGAGCUCCUCUUCCGCAUCUCACCCCUCGCCGCCCUCCAAUCUCUGGCCUACGCCAUCGUCACCGGGGAAGGCAGCGGGUUCCGGGAUUUCGUGGCCGCGGGUUCCCUCACCCCCGGAUGGACGGCUGCGCUGCUCAUCAACAGCGGCAUCGCAUUCCUCCUCAACAUCUCUUCCUUCGGCACAAACAGGGUCGCUGGGGCCCUCACCAUGGCCAUCUGCGCGAACCUGAAGCAGAUCCUUACGGUCUUGCUCGGGAUCGUUAUCUUCGACGUCAGGAUCGGAGUCUUUAACGGCGUGGGCUUGGUCGUUGCGAUCUCUGGCGGGGCGAUCUAUAGCAAAGUCGAAGUCGGUAAUCAUUUGAAGAAGAAGAAGGAGACGAAGGAGGAGGCAGCAACACUAUCCAAUUCACAGACCCUCGUUCUCCACGACCGCGGCCUCGGUAGAUCUCUAGUACUACUUGACUGCGUAGCUAGCCACAACCCGAUGGAUCGAUCACAUCUAGCCAGCUACCUCGUCUCAAACGAACGCCGUCCAGGGAAGAAGGCCUCCAAUAAACCAAAAAAGGCAAGGUUGACGUCGAGGCUUCCCUAG